AUGUAUAGAUCCGUCGGGUCUUGGUUGUUUGCAAAGCCAAAGAGCGCUGCAAUGCAAAUUUAUCAAGACAAUAAUCGGACGGCAUACCGAAAAUAGCGCAGCAGAAUCGCAGAAAACCUCAGAAGCUUCUUUCAACUAUAAUGCUUUCUGAACUUCUCCCGGCUCAGUAGUGCUAGAGCCUCAGACGUAUUUCAUCCUCUUCCUCAUCGAUUGUGACUCUGAACUUCUCUCUCCCUCUGCUGAGGGAGCACCUACCGUCUGUACUUCUGCUGUCCAGUACACCAAAGCAGACUUUUGGAAUGGCUGCUAAACCUCAUCCACCUCUGAUGAAGAAACACAGUCAGACCGAUCUGGUGAGUCGUCUCAAGACACGCAAGAUCCUGGGCGUCGGUGGAGAGGAUGAUGAUGGAGAAGUGCAUAGGUCGAAGAUCAGUCAGAUGCUGGGGAAUGAGAUCAAGUUUGCAGUUCGAGAGCCUAUGGGACUGAGGUUAUGGAUCCUCUUCUCCGCUGUGGUUUUCACAGUCAUGGCCCUUAUGGCCCUAGCCUUCCCUAGCCAGCUGUAUGAAGUUGUAUUUGAUCAAGAACAAACAGCCACCAGUGUCUCUAUACGUCUCUAUGGAGGGGCCAUUCUCAGUCUCUCUCUGAUCUUGUGGAAUGGCUUGUACACUGCUGAGAAAGUUAUCAUCCAAUGGACGUUACUUAGCGAGGCCUGCUACUUUGCCAUCCAGUUUUUAGUGACCUCCGUCACUCUGGUGGAGCUGGGCUCCCUACCAAAUGCUGCCAUCCUCCUCCUCCUCAGUCGCGUAUUCUUCCUCACUGUCACGCUGACCUACUACUACCAUCUGGGACGCCGGCCCAAGAAGAUCUGAGAGCCCCCCAAGCACCGUUACGACACACCUGGUGCUUGGGGAGUUGAGUGACGGGCCACUGGGCUGGAGUUUCCAUCAGAAGCUUUGAACAGUGACACGACCAACAACAUCAACCUGUUCACCUGGCGUUGAGCCCUACCACAAGGACAACGCCAACCCCAAGGCCUUUAUUUUGAUUUCAGCUUACACACAGGAGUUUGCCUUUACUGAGCAACUCCAUCUCUUUUUGUUUUCUUUUCUUUUUUUUAAUGGGAAACACUCACAAUAUGGUCAAAUGAA
Molecule: messenger RNA, 1148 nt
Organism: Sinocyclocheilus anshuiensis
Lineage: Eukaryota; Metazoa; Chordata; Actinopteri; Cypriniformes; Cyprinidae
Product: tumor protein p53-inducible protein 11-like
Exons: 8
Coding region: 300-869 (189 amino acids)
Source: RefSeq, a predicted model, not a curated record